AUGGAAGGCAAAUGUGAAGAUGUUAAACCUUCUGAGUCCAUUCAAUGGCCGUACAUGAGCAUAAGUUCAUUAGCUAGGUCAUUUUUGAGCAAGUUGGCAACUGUCGGUAUUAUUUGGGGAUGGGGAUACUUAAAUUUAAAUAUAGCUUGGUUAAUUGCACCAAUUGUUUUGAUAACAUGGAAAGCAGAGCAUAGGAAAGACAAUGAAUUGAGAGUAAUUAUGGCUCAAUCCACUGUGAUGGCCAAAGAAAAAAGAUUGAUAAUGGACCGAUUAGAUGAAUUACCUUCUUGGGUUUAUUUUCCUGAUUUUGAUAGAGUUGAAUGGCUAAAUAAAGUUUUAUACAAAGUCUGGCCAAGCAUUAAUCAAUUUGCUCGUGAACUUUGUAAGCAAACUAUAGAACCUGCUAUCAUUGAGAAAUUAGCGGAGUAUAAAGUAAAAGGAUUUCAGUUUGAAAGAUUAGUUUUGGGUCGCAUUCCUUUAAAAAUCUAUGGAAUUAAGGCAUAUGAUAAAAACACUUCAAGAAACGAAGUCAUUAUAGAUGCUGAUAUUAUAUAUGCAGGUGAUUGUGAUAUUACUUUUUCUGUUGGAAAUAUAAAGGGUGGUAUUAAAGAUUUUCAGAUUCGUGGAAUGAUGAGAAUAGUUUUGAAACCGUUAUUACCUGCUAUGCCGUUAGUUGGAGGUAUACAAGCAUUUUUUCUAAAUCCUCCUGCUAUUAAUUUCAAUUUAAUGGGAAUAGCAGAUGUCCUUGAUUUACCGGGAUUCAAUGAGAUUUUAAGAAAAACAAUAGUGGAACAAAUAGGAGCCUUCGUAGUAUUACCAAAUAAAAUUGUUAUACCGUUAAGUGAAUCAGUACCAGUUGAAUCGUUAAAAAUACCAGAGCCUGAGGGUGUUUUAAGAAUUCAUGUAGUAGAAGCAAAGCAUCUAAUGAAGAAAGAUAUCGGAGUAUUGGGUAAGGGUAAAUCUGAUCCAUACGCUAUUAUAAAUAUUGGAGCGCAAGAAUUCAGAACAAAAACUAUAGAUAAUACUGUAAAUCCAAAAUGGGAUUUUUGGUGCGAGUGUGCUGUGAUGUCAGCCAUUGCUCAACAAAUUACUGUGCUGCUGUGGGACUAUGAUGAUACUAAGGGUGACGAAAGUCUUGGAAGGGCUACGGUUGAGGUCAGCAGAGUAAAAAAGAAGGGAAAUAUUGAUACAUGGAUUUCAUUGGAACAAGCAAAACAUGGCAUGAUUCAUUUAAGAUUAACAUGGCUUCAGUUUUCAAAAAAUAUUACUGAUUUGAAAACUGCUUUAAUUGAAACACAGGAACUUCGAGUAACAUCAAUGAGUACAGCUCUUCUCAUUCUUUAUGUUGAUUCAGCUAAGAAUUUGCCAUGUGUUCGAGGAAAUAAGCAGCCUGAUGUCUAUCUUGAAGCAAGUGUCGGUGCAACCAUUAAAAGAACCGCUACCAUGUUACGUUCCUCUGAUCCAAUAUGGGAACAAGGUUUUACUUUUCUAAUUAGCAAUCCCGAAACUGGUAUCUUGCAUAUAAAGAUUACAGAUGAAAAGACUGGUCUUAUAGUAGGAGAAAUGAGUUACAAUAUCUCGUUACUUUUAAAACAAAAUAAUUUAGAAAUUCCACAACAGCCUUAUGAUCUGCAAAUGGCUGAAGCAGAUAGCAAGUUAAUACUUUCUAUGUCAUUAAAUAUUCUGAAGUAUGAGGAACCUGUACCUACAUCAGAGGAAGAUGACGAUGAUCAUGAUAUUAACCAGUUGAAUAAAAGAAUUGAACGCCAGGAAUCAAAUAUUAGUAAUAUGUCAUCUAAAAACUUUUCACCUACUCCAUUGAAAAAACAAUCGUCAAAAGAAUCAAUAAUUAGUGCAACGCAUAGUACUGGAUCAGAUGCAGCUGCUGUACCUGAAGACCGAGCUCCAUUAGAGGAAGAGUUCAUUGUCGCUAGUGUUGAUCAAUCUAUUACUGAAAGCCCAAAGCUAAUUCAUAGAAAUCUAAGUGUAACAUCAUCCGCUGGUGAAUCAAAAUUAGGUCGAAUACAGUUAUCCUUACGUUAUAGCGUACAAAGGCAAAAGCUUAUAAUCGUUGUGCAUAAAAUAGCUAAUUUACCUCUGCCACAAAAUGAUAUACAUAAUAUACCGGAUCCUUAUGUAAAGUUAUAUCUACUUCCGGAUCGCCAUAAGGAAACCAAACGUAAAACAGCAGUAAUGAAGGAUAAUUGUAAUCCAGUAUUUGAUGAGCAAUUUGAAUACGUUGUUUCUCAAGCUGAUUUAAAUUCUCGUACAUUGGAAGUAUCUGUUUGUACCCAAAAGGGUUGGUUAUCCACUGGGAGCAAUGUAAUGGGUCAAUUACAUUUGAAUCUAAAUGAAAUCGAUAUGACAAAAUCAUCCACAAGUUGGUACGAUUUACAGCCAGAGACUAGGGACUAGAAGAUAAAGGAAAGCAACUGAAAAUUUGAAUAGUUCUUUAUGUGCUUGAAUGAUCUAUUGAAUUUUCACGAUACAGUUUCUCCAAACGUUCAUGAAAUAAUGUGAUCAUAUUUGAAUUUCAAAUGAAAAAGUAUUGAAAAGAGUACCAAAAUAUUUGGUAUUACAGUGAAUAUAAAAGAUUUGAAGAAAAGAUAACGAUUACAUGUCUUUUUGCACUUGGACCGUCCACUGUUAAAAACAAAAAAGCGCUUUUUAUAAUGUAAUUUGAUUUACAUAUGAUCUGAAUUUUAUUUUGCAACCGUCAUUGAAUAUUCUACUGUUGCUAGUAUAUGUAAGUUCUUAAGUACAUACAUAUGAAUGUACAUACAGUACCAAGCAUAAA
This is a messenger RNA of Osmia lignaria (orchard mason bee), 2797 nucleotides long. Lineage: Eukaryota; Metazoa; Arthropoda; Insecta; Hymenoptera; Megachilidae. The record is from RefSeq and is a predicted model, not a curated record.